AUGGUGAUGGUGAUGAUGCGCUGGGUUGUGUGCGGUCUGGUUGUGGUGCUGGCGCCAGUGGUGGUGCAUGCCACUGGCGCCGAGGAUGAGCCACCGACUUUUGCUGGCAAUGUGUCGGAGCUGACGACUUUGGCGGCCAACGGCACGAGCGCGCCCACGGAGGAAGCCGUGUCGUACACGGGGACCGUUGGGUGUCGGCUGACGGUGCCCGCAGAGGUGACGCGUGUUGUCGGCGACAUCAUCUUGCUCUCAUGUGAUGUCUUGACGGCCGCGGAUCUGAAUGUGUUCGACCAGCUCGUUGAAAACAAUUCCGCAUUGACCCGUGUGGAUGGGCUAGAGGGCCUAGCAAACAUAGGCGGCAUCUUCAACUUUUAUAACAAUGCGGCUCUCACCAAUGUUGAUGGGAUUGGGAGCCUAGCUAGCGUCGGCGGCAGCCUGUUCUUCUAUUACAAUGAGGCCCUGGCAAGUGUCGAUGGAUUCGGAAGCCUGGCGAGCGUUGGCGGCGACUUGGACUUUUUUAACAAUUCUGCCCUUGCCAGUGUGGAUGGGCUUGAGAACUUGACGAGCAUUGCCGGCCUUUUGAGGCUUGCUAACAAUGAUGUUUUAACGCGUGUCGAUGGAUUUGGAAAACUCACAAGCGUUGGCGACCAUUUCAUUGUAUAUUACAAUGGGGCCCUGGCGAACGACAUUGGUCUCCGAAGCCUCGCCAGCGUUGGCGGCGAGUUGCACUUUCAGCAUAAUAAGGUCUUGACAAACGUCGAUGGGCUGGAGAACCUAGCAAGCGUUGGCGGCCAGUUGUUCUUUCAUUACAAUUCUGCCCUGACUAAUGUCGAUGCUCUCGGGAGCCUGACCAGCGUUGGUGGCAACUUGAUCUUCUAUUACAAUUCUGCCCUGACAAAUCUUGAUGGGCUACGAAGACUCACAAGCGUUGGCGAAGGCCUGUUCAUUCACUACAAUUUUGCCCUGACGAAUGUCGAUGGGCUAGGUAGACUGGCAAGCGUUGGCGACGGCCUCUUCUUUCACAACAAUUCUGCCCUGGCCAAUGUUGAUGGACUCGGUAGCCUCACAAGCGUUGGCAACCAACUGGAGUUCUACGACAACUCUGCCCUGACGAAUAUCGAUGGACUCGUGAGACUGACCAAUAUUGGCGGUCACUUGGAGUUAUACGACAAUGACGCCCUCACCAGCAUUGCAGCGUUCGGGAGCCUCACAAACGUUAACUACUCAAGGCUUGUUUUCCUUGACUGCCAGCAGCUUUAUGGUCUCGACCUACUUUCUCCUGCUUUUUGGCAUGUCGAGCUCGAAUGUCGUAUUGGUCCAUCAGAGCUGACGAAAAGCUUCUUUCCACAGUUCAGCCAACUCAACUACCUUCGGUACAGCUUUGCAAAUGCCAAGCAAUCUGCCCUCACCAGCAUUCCUUAUGAUGCUUGGUGGAGAAGCAUGAAUACCAAUGAGCUAAAGCGUCCUGGCCUAGUGAUUGUGACACCACAUAUUCAAUGUGAUGGCAAUCAAAGUGAUGAUGCCCUCAUCAUGAUCAAGUGCAGCUGCUAUAAUCCACCCUAUCGAGGUGCCCCUUUUUGCCCCAAGCCAGCUCAGAAUGUGGCGUGCCCAGCCUCUGGCAGUGUUCUUAGUAUUGUUCAAGUGUGCAAUGGUGUUGAUGAUUGCUCAAACGGAGAAGACGAAGCCUCAUGCUACGGCAUUCUGAAACUGCGCUCGAUCAGCGACAAUCUCCCUUAUAUCCCAGAGCUAGACUGCAUCAACCAGGUGGAGCUUCGAAUCCAGCGCGGGGUCAUCCAAUCGACCGUACCUCAAGGCGUCGGCAAUCACUCGUGCUUUUCCUGGCAUGGCGUCAUGCGCAAUUGGGAUGCUGCCGAGCUCCACUUUGCUUUAAGCAGCGCUCGUGUGUUAGUGCCGGAGCGCCCCAAGCCAUGGGUGGUGAUGGCGGUUACUUUGCGCUCGACCAGCAAUCUCAGCAUAGAUGUGCCACUUCGUGUCGGAUAUCAACUUGUACAAGGGAGCUUGUUUGGUCUCACGGGCAGCAGUGCGAUGCUUGGCGAGGACACCCCCUUACCUUCGCUUACAGAAUUUGACGCCCAGUACGCGGCACAGGUUGACAGUGUCGUUGCAACCACAACAAUAGCGGCCUCGACCUCCGAGUUGACGGAGUCGUCCACCAACGAUUCAUCCGUUGUCAUGAUCGUGGCGGUGGCGGUGUCGGUCUCGUUGCUGGCAAUCAUCACCCUGAUUGCAUACACUUUGCUACCAGGCACACGUCGUCGCAUCGAGCGGACAGCUAUGGAGCGUGAAAUCCUUGCGUUGAUGCACCAAGCUCGUGCAGAGUUUACUUCUGCCUAUCCCCAACUGCGUUUCGUGCCACUUGAGCUGCUCGACUCUGACGCAAUCGACGUUGAGCAAGUUAUUGGUCAUGGCCAUUUUAGCAAUGUGUAUCAGGGAAGCUUGCUCGACGGUGAACAGAAGCCACGUCGUGUCGCCAUCAAAGAAUGCGAUGGCGACAAAACGAUGCUCUCGGCGUGGUUGCGUGAAAUCUUGCUUUUGCACAGCCUUUGCAAUCAGCCCAACAUCAUUGGCCUUCAUGGUGUGCUGCUCAGAACGGCGGAACAGUCGACUCUAUCAGCGGUGCUGGAGUGGGCACCGCACGGCAACCUCCGCGACUUUGUGCAAAGACAUCCGUUGAGUGAGGCACAACUGCAUCAAGCCUUGUACCAAACAGCCACUGCCCUGGCAUGCCUGGCCAAGCUUGAGAUUGUGCAUCGCGAUGUUGCAGCGCGCAAUGUUCUUGUCAUGGCGGCUGGCCCAGCUUUUGCCUGUAAGCUGGGUGAUUUCGGCUUGUCUCGAGUCAUGCCAAGCUCAAAAUAUUACAGGAGUGUAGCAGAUAGCGAGAUGCCCUUCCGGUACGAUGUGCUCAACUCACGCGAACCCUGUCAACAGCCUCGCAGUGUGCUCAUGUGCCAUGAUGUUUUGUUCAUCUUCGUCACUUGCACACAGAUGGAUGGCACUUGA
Messenger RNA from Monosiga brevicollis MX1, 3021 nucleotides. RefSeq lists its product as uncharacterized. Bases 1 to 3021 code for a protein of 1006 amino acids. NCBI's taxonomy places the organism in Eukaryota, Choanoflagellata, Craspedida, Salpingoecidae. Gene Ontology annotation, biological process: protein phosphorylation. Gene Ontology annotation, molecular function: protein tyrosine kinase activity; ATP binding; protein binding. The transcript is spliced from 20 exons. Gene Ontology annotation, cellular component: cell wall; plasma membrane. The record is from RefSeq and is a predicted model, not a curated record.